Messenger RNA from Megalops cyprinoides (Indo-Pacific tarpon), 1240 nucleotides. RefSeq names its product kinetochore-associated protein DSN1 homolog. The coding region runs from base 1 to 1008 and encodes 335 amino acids. The record is from RefSeq and is a predicted model, not a curated record. Lineage: Eukaryota; Metazoa; Chordata; Actinopteri; Elopiformes; Megalopidae. Gene Ontology annotation, cellular component: MIS12/MIND type complex. Gene Ontology annotation, biological process: cell division; mitotic sister chromatid segregation. The transcript has 11 exons.
AUGGCGGAGUGUGAGUCGCCAAAGCCCGUGGAAAGCUCCAAGUCCGAUGACAUUGAUGACAUAAAGUCACAAAACAAGGUCCAGGCUCAGGAUGUCCACACUGGCACCAAGAGGGCCCCCAGCAGGACCCCUAGCCCGGGGCCCCCUCAGAAGUCCCCAUGGGGCCCUCCUGCCGAGGCUCCCUCCCUGACAUGCGGGACAGAGGCGGUGCUGGGGGAGAGCCAGGCGGGCGGUGAGGAGGGGGUGCGACGGGACGGCGCGGCUCUGAGCCCUCGCAGCCGGCGCAGGUCGUGGAGAAGGUCGGCCAGAACGAGGCGCUCUUUCCCUGCCCUGUGCAGCUCCAGCCAGGCUCUGUGUAGGUCCAUCAGCCUCAGCCUUCAGGAGGAAGAGAGGUUGGAGAAACUCAUAGAUGCCUCUAAGGAGCUGGCAGUGCAGAAGCUGCAGGACUGUGUGGCGGCCGCCCCUGGAGGCUGCCGGGAGAGUCUGCAUUCGCAGGUGGAGCUUCUUCAGAGGGAGUGGUGUUGCCUGGCACAGGAUAUCAGACAGGAGGUGCAAGGCCAGCUGCCCCAAACCAGCACGGACAGUGACCCUGCCAUGCAGAAGACCAUGGACCAGAUCAGAAAGUCUGUCCUCAUGUUACAGGCUGAGCGUGACCUGUGGGAUUCUGUGCUGCUCAGACACCGCAGUAAAGCGGAGGAGCUGGCCAGGCGUGUGGAGCAGGGGCGGGCAGAGGGUGUGGCCAUGGACCCCGCCUGUCUGAUGCAGUCCUCACAAAGCCAGCUUAUCCUCAGCAAGCCUGAUUACCACAGCGCCCUCCUCAGGCAGCACGGGGUACUGCACACUAUGGAAAUGCUGAUGGACUCUCGGUGUAAGAUAGUGAGGGAGCUGCUGUCCUUCCAGGAGCAGUCUCACAUGCUGGUGAAGGAGAUCAGUGGCACAUUGGCCUCCAGUGCUGGUUUCCAGACACUCCCCUCCUCCCCAGUCAGGAAGCUCCUCACAGGGGUCUAACGGCCUGAUCGUGACCUCUGACCUCUGACACAACCGGUCACACAUUGUUCCUGUGAUGGAGCCUCGUCCAAAGGUCCAGUCUCUCAGUUUGCCUGGGGCAAGAGCGAACGCCACACCCUCCCGCGGCCGUGGAGUGCGGCCCUCACUCUGGGGAGAGGCUGGGAUCGUCUGGGCUUGCUGUUCCUUCACACCUUCACCUGCAGCAUCUUCUGCCCCAUCCAUACGCCUGUUU